AUGAAUUUAGAUAUAAAUAGACAAAAUUUAUUCACAACUAAGAGCUUUACCAGAGCAAACCAUAAAAACUUAUCAUUAAAAGAUAAUGUUAGCAAUAGAAACGUGGAAACUUCAAAGCAGGACAGUAUUGAUGAAAAUAACAAUAACGAAACUAUACAUAAUCAUGCUAUUAAUCCAGGAUUAUUUAGGUCAGCUAAACCUUUAAUACGCAAGAGUUUGAAAAGAAACAAGAAGCCAACGUUACAACUGGGAGAGUCUAAUGCUAAGAAGAAUAUAUUUGCUUGCGUUCCUACCAAUACCACAAUUGACGAAAUAAAUCAUACCAAUCGCAACGACACACAUAGUUUUACGCGUAAAAAAGAUAACGUUAGUUCUGACUCUACCACCAACACUAAUAAAAAAAAUUUUAAAUUACCGCCUUCUCCUGUUCAUGCAAGAGAACCAUCAAUAUCUGGCAUGAAUUCGUUGGCCGAUGAUUUCGAUAAGUUAUCUGUUUUCAAUAAUGAUAAUAAUAAUAUUGUUACGCAAGGUGCAACGAUACAAUUAGAUGACUUAGUUCAGUUAGGAAAAAUAGGUUCAGGUAAUUCAGGGACAGUUUUGAAAGUUUUGCAUGUACCCAAUUCCAAAAUUAUAGCCAAGAAAAUUAUACCAAUUGAAAAUAAUUUACCUCAAGUUAAGCAGCAAUUGAUUAGAGAGUUGACCAUAAUGCAAAAAAUUGGGAAACAUAACAAUAUAGUCGAAUUUUACAGUGCUUUUUAUAAUACCGUUACAACAAGCCAAACGAAGCUAGUAACACCGUUAAGUACCACAACUAACAUUGCUGGUGAUGAUGAAGAUUAUGUGAAUAAAUAUAAAUCGCCAAACGAAAGCCAAAUUUCGAAUUAUAACGCUGACGAUAAGGUUGAUGGCCGUGAAGAUGAUGAUCAUGACGAUGAAGACAACGCAGUUAUGUCCAACGAAAUUAUUAUUUGUAUGGAAUAUAUGAAUUUGGGAUCAUUGGAUAAAAUCCUAUCCACUUAUAAAAGAUAUUGUAGACGUAACGGUGUUCCGAUAUCACAACAAACUAGUUGGUUUAAUAAUGAUUUAGUGAUAUCAAAAAUAUCAUUUGGUGUUUUAAAUGGGUUAAAUUUUCUAUACACCAACUAUAAAAUUAUUCAUAGAGAUAUUAAACCAUCUAAUAUUUUACUCAAUAGUAAAGGCUAUGUCAAGAUUUGUGAUUUUGGUGUUUCUAAAAAACUUAUAGAUUCUAUUGCCGACACUUUUGUUGGUACAUCUACCUAUAUGUCUCCUGAAAGGAUCCAAGGUGGCGUUUAUACCACUAAAGGUGAUAUUUGGUCAUUAGGCUUAAUGAUUAUUGAAUUAUUAACUGGUGAGUUUCCACUAGGCGGCCACAAUGAUACCCCUGAAGGAAUCUUGGAUUUGUUACAAAAAAUUGUUAAUGAAGCUUCUCCCAAGUUACCUAACCCAUCAACCUAUACUAAAGAAUUAAAUGAUCUGGUGAAAAGGUGUUGUGUUAAGGAUGAAAAAGAACGUAGCUCUUUACAAGAGUUAUUGUAUCAUGAUUUUAUCACCAAGUAUUCGAAUAGUCCAGAGUAUGAUAGAGAAUUUAGACAUUGGUGUAAGAAAAUCAAGAAACUUAUGCAAGAAGAGAAAACUGUUAGAAGGGAAGAAAUGGAAAGGGCCAAAUUGCAGAAAUUACAGCAACAAAAUCAGUUACCGUAA
Molecule: messenger RNA, 1722 nt
Organism: Saccharomycodes ludwigii
Lineage: Eukaryota; Fungi; Ascomycota; Saccharomycetes; Saccharomycodales; Saccharomycodaceae
Gene: STE7
Product: mitogen-activated protein kinase kinase STE7
Exons: 1
Coding region: 1-1722 (573 amino acids)
Biological process (GO): MAPK cascade; protein phosphorylation
Molecular function (GO): MAP kinase kinase activity; ATP binding
Source: RefSeq, a predicted model, not a curated record